Messenger RNA from Trichoplusia ni (cabbage looper), 2075 nucleotides. RefSeq names its product glucose dehydrogenase [FAD, quinone]-like. Gene Ontology annotation, molecular function: ecdysone oxidase activity; flavin adenine dinucleotide binding. Bases 285 to 1850 code for a protein of 521 amino acids. The record is from RefSeq and is a predicted model, not a curated record. Lineage: Eukaryota; Metazoa; Arthropoda; Insecta; Lepidoptera; Noctuidae. The transcript has 2 exons.
UAUUUUCUUUUUGUAAAAACCCUUUGUCUUUCAGAAUGUCGUAUCUUAAGUAACGUCGUAGCACAUAAGCACAAUAUAAUUCAAUAACUGCGUAUUUGUUCUAUGGUUUUCAGAUCUGGAAAAGUUUGACUUCAUAGUAGUAGGCGCAGGCACAGCUGGCAGCAUACUAGCUAAUCGUCUCAGUGCAGUAAACAAUUGGAGUGUUCUACUUAUUGAAGCGGGUGAUGACGAACCAGUAGAAGCCAAGUUGUCUGUUUCAGAUACCAGCGUUGAAUUCUGCACUCAUGAGAAAUAAAUAUUACGAUUGGUUCUAUCAAACAGCUCCAAAUGGGAGAAACAAUUUAGCCAAUAAAAACGAAUCAGUGUUUUGGCCACGGGGUAAACUACUCGGUGGAAGCAGCAAUCUUAAUGCCAUGAUAUAUAUUCAGGGUAAUGACGCAGAUUUUAAAAAUUGGUAUGACGCUGGUAAUAAAGAAUGGAGUGUAGAAGAAGUACGCCGAUGCUUCAGAAAAGCUGAAAGUUUCCAAGAUAUGAAAGCGUUAGAAAACCCUGAAAUAUCGAAUCAUUACGGACAUGAUGGACCACUUGUCAUAAACACUUUUAAUAGUACUUUUGGCUAUAGUGAAAUGGUCCUGUGUGCUUGGGAUGAGAUUGGUAUUAAAAAUGUUGAGGACCUUAAUGUUGCCAACGUGAUGGGAUCAGGAAUAAUGAGAGCAACAGCUGCUGGUGGAAUACGCCAGAGUCAUAAUCGAGCUUAUUUGUACCCUGCGGUUCACAGGAAAAACUUGAAAAUCAUGAAAAACAGCUUUGUUACUAAGAUUUUGAUUAAAAACCUCUCCAAGACAGCUUAUGGAGUCGAAGUACGCAAAAAAUCUAGGAAAUAUAAGUUACUUGCCACAAAAGAAGUAAUUAUUAGUGCUGGUGCUAUAAAUUCUCCGCAGCUUUUGAUGUUAUCUGGAAUCGGUCCCCGAGAGCAUCUACGUGCAAAGGGUAUUUCGGUUUUAGUUGAUUCGCCAAUGGUUGGACAAAAUCUUCAAGAUCACAUUCUCUUGCCAUUUCCAAUAUACGGCAACGAGCCCGGAGAAAGGGUUGUCGCUGAUGAACAAUUUGACGUAAUCCGAUAUCUUUAUAACCGUACAGGAUACUUAGCAGAAAAUACAGUUGCAAAUAUUUUGGCGUUUUACUCCGAAAAUAAGAAUGCCACAUACCCAGAUUUCCAAAGCGAUCUACAAAUCUUAUGGAAGAACAGUUCUACUCUCCGAAAUUUGCUAGGAAAUAUCUAUAGCUAUAAAGAUCAGGUCGUAAACCCAAUCAUUAAAAUGAAUCAGAAACAUGCAAUCUAUUUUCAUGCAUUUAACUUGCUACACCCUUUUUCAAGAGGAAAUAUUUCGUUAGUUUCAAAUGAUCCUUACGAUUAUCCAUUAAUACACAACAAUUACUUUUCUGAUCCUAGAGAUUUGGAAUUAGCUGUAACUGGUAUUAAAAUGCUCACUAGAGUUGUUGACACUUCAUAUUUUCGAUCUAUAAAAGCCUUUUUAGGUAGAAUGGAGUGGCCAGCGUGUGAUGUGUAUGAAUUGGAUAGCCGAGAUUAUUGGAAGUGUAUUUGUAUAAAUAUGGCAGUGACGAUAUAUCACCCCGUGGGGACUUGUAUGAUGGGACCAGACCCCCAGACAUCUGUGGUUAGCAGUCGGUUAAAGGUGCAUGGAGUCAACAACCUUCGUGUAAUUGAUGCCAGUAUAAUGCCAACCAUUACCAGUGGCAAUAUAAAUGCACCUGUCACGGCAAUUGGAGAAAGAGGUGCAGAAUUAGUCAUAGAAGACCACAUGAUUGAAAUUUCUACGAAUAAUUGAACUCGUUACAUUAUAUAAUCGAAGUCUAACAUUAAUUAAGUUCAAAUGACGCUUCUAUUGACAUGUCUAGAAGAAAAAAUAAUUGUUUUUAAAACAUGACAAAUAUAAAACUCCAAAAUGUAUGCAAAUUGGUUUAUUUGGCUGUAUUUACAUUAAGAAAAGAGUGAUUGAACCGACUCAGUGACGCGUACAGUGAUAAAUAAAUCGUUUAGCACACACUUAUUA